This is a messenger RNA of Peromyscus eremicus (cactus mouse), 2810 nucleotides long. Its product is annotated as NUT family member 2-like. NCBI's taxonomy places the organism in Eukaryota, Metazoa, Chordata, Mammalia, Rodentia, Cricetidae. The coding region runs from base 120 to 2540 and encodes 806 amino acids. The transcript has 7 exons. The record is from RefSeq and is a predicted model, not a curated record.
UAAGAGGCACCAGCGACCCCAGUGUGCUGUGUCUAUAAGAAACCAUCUAAAAUUUUCCUAGAGGCAAACACCAAGCAUGUGCAAGCACCUCCAACAAGGAUGCAUCCUUUGAGGUUCUUAUGCACCUGCCACAGCCCUUACAGAAUGUUCCCCAGCCCUGGUUUACUCUUGCCCCUCCCCCGCUUCAGAAUGUUAAUGCCACAUUCUGGAGCUGUUUACUUUCAAACUUUUCUCAGCUGUGGCUGGCUCUCUUGAGCAUCCAUCACAUAUUGGCGACUCUCAGUGUGAUUUAUCUGAGUUUUCUCACCAUGGAUCCUAGCAGACAGGCAUGGUUACUGUCCAAGCCUGUAGGGAUAGCUUCAGAAGCAUCUUCAUUGGGACAGAACAUGGCUGUGAACCCCGGUGCAUCCAUGCCUACAUUUGCUACCCUGCCUGUUCUCCCACCUGCCCCCCAACCAGCACCCCAGUUAUUCUGGGAGCCUCCAGCACCCCUCAUGACUGCAGGCAUCUCUCCCAGGAAUCCUCUAGUGCUGUCUGCCUUGCCUGGGAUGUCUUUGGUGGCAGAAAAUGGAAGCACUGCCCUGGGGACAGCUGUACCUCUGAACAUUGUACAGGUUGGGACACCAGGCAGGCCUGUCCAGCCUGUGCACAAUGCCAACAUUGUCCUCACUCAGGUGCCCCUCAACUAUAAUGUCCCCGGGACCCAGGGUGGUGGUAUGGGGCACCCUGCUUCACUCAUCAUGACAACACCUGCCGCAAACACCUUCAUAAAUGCUCGGAUUGCUUCAGCCGUCCAGCCUCAAGAAGGAACGUGGGUCCUGGGCCCUCAUCCCCCGACCACACAGCCAGUCGUCCCGCUGGUUCCUGUCAGGUCCCCAGUGAACUCAGCACCACCCACAAAAGGAGCAUAUGGGGAGAGUGGUCCAGCCAAUGUCCAAACCAACUCCCCAGAAAACUACUUGUCCAAACCAGACAGCGUCUAUGGGAACUUCCGGCGCUGGCAGCAUAUCAAGACUCUGGUCCAGCGGCACCUGUCCCAGACUCCUGACGUGGCAGCUUUCUCCUGCUUCCUCAUUCCGGUGCUUCGGUCCCUGGCCCGGAGGAAGCCCACCAUGAAUGUGGAGGAGGGCCUGUGGAGGGGUCUGCAGGAAUGGCAGUGCACAAGCAAUUAUGACCGGAUGAUCUUCUUUGAGAUGGCGGAAAAGUUCACAGAAUUCGAAAGUGCAGAAGAGAUGGAGAAUUCAAGGCUGGAGAUGGAGAAUUCAAGGCUGGAGAUGAUGAGAGGUGUCCAGUGCCAAGUUCUUACAACCACAACAAGGCAAGAUCCUCCAAGGCCCCCAGCUCCUGAGUUGGUUGAGGAACCAGUGUGCCGCUCCAUGAAGGCUGUCCCCAAGACUGACCCUGCCCCCCUCCCAGUACUCAGACACCAGCAGUUACAAAAGACUGAGCCUCCCAUGGAAAUUCCACCUGAAGCUGUGCAGGAAUACAUGAAUAUCAUGGACUGGCUGGAGAGGCUUCCACAGUCAUUCACAGGAGAGCCCAAGGAGGAGGAAGAGGAGAGCAUUGGGCCGGAGCAGGAAGAAGAUGACUUGUACUCAGACACAGGGCUCCUGGACUACAUUGACGAGCUGUGCUCCCAGAAACAGUUCGUUGAGCAAGUGGAGGCCAUAAUAAACCCCCAAUUCGUGGCAGAAAUCCUAUCUUCCAAACCAGAGAUGGACAUACUGGCUCUAAUGAAGGAGCUGGAGUAUGAGGAAGAACUCACUGUCAAGCAGCUGCUGGAGAAGCACCUGGCUUUGAAGAAGGGAGGCUGUAAGAGGGCACCUCUGAACCCCGGUGCCCCUCAGAUACUUGCCAACGCUUCUGUACUGACUGACUGCCAAGGUGCAAAGAGAGAUGACCAUAGUCCCCAAAGAGGGGCCAGUGCACAGAAAUGUUCCUCACAGAUGGCUUCCUCAGACCAUCAGUGUCCUGGAGCCACCAAUGCGGAAAUGUGGGGGGCUAGGCCUACUGUCCUCCCAAGUAGUCAGUGUCUACCCUCAGUGGUAGACAUCGGAUCCACUGUUAUUCCCUGUGGCAGAGAAGCCCAUCCCCCAAACCUGGGGUCCAGAUGUGCGGUAAGCCUCAGAGGAGUUUCUGCUACUGAGGAGCCCUAUGACUCACUGGGCAGAGCCGCUGAGGACAAGGAGGAGCUCCCCAGCCUGGCCUUCCUCCUGUGUUCCCAGUACAGGCUGGUGCCGUGGAAACUGGCCGGCCAUUUGUGCCCCUAUGCGGGUCUCUCUGACUCUGAUAGUAUCCCCAAACCCUCAUCUCCAAAGAUAAGGGGCCUCAGUCCUGAUGCAUCUCCAAUUGCCAAGUCCAAGAAGCGAGCUCUCAUUGGAGGCUCGACUCCGAUGGCUAAGAGAUCUAACUCAGGGCCUGGUUAUGCGAUGUUUGAAGGGCCAUUCCCAGCCCUGGAGCUUGCUCACCCCUUGCAGGCUCAGAAGAGGAAGUAUGAGUCACUAGGCACCCGGAAGAGGAAGAGGAAGAAGCGGCACUGAGCCACCAAUGUGAUGUCCCCUCAAAGCAGGCAGAGAUUUCACUCUGCCUCUAGCCUGCAGCCCCAGAGCAAAAAAAGAAAAAGAAGAAAAAAGAAAAGAAGACCAGCUCCUGCUCACCCAGGGCUGAUCAGCUGGUGCUAAGGGGGACACUGGAAGGUUAGAGGCACUGGGAAAUAAGGCAGGGGGGAGGGGUGGGAUGAGGAGUGGAGGGUAUUAUCACUUUAGAAGUUUGUAACUUACAGCGAGUAAAGGUAAUUUUGUUGAAAAUGG